GCGAAGGUACUUGUUCAACCUCGCACGGCAUCACUCCUUGCACACCAGAGCCCGACUUACCACCUGUUCACCAUCUGUUCGAUUAUCUAGCUUCUUGAAGUGCAGAAAUAUGGCCUCCCAAGUUGUGGAAAAUGGGAUAUCGACCGCUCCUCACCCGGUUCAGUCGACCAGCGAGCCGGCAAAACCAGCACCACAGAAUAACGCGCCUAAGCAGGCUAAGGCAGGGAAGAAGGACAAGGCUGCUGCUUCGGAUGACAGGAUGCCACUUGAGAUGAACCCUCCGCCCGCAUACAUGCAGGAGCGGAUUGAUAUGUGGAAUAAGCUGAAGGCGGAGCAAGAUGAAUUCUACGCUAAGCAACCACGUCAAGAGAUACAGGUUACCCUACCAGAUGGCAGCGUCAGGAAGGGUAUGAGCUGGGAAACCUCACCAAUGAUGAUCGCCGAGGAGAUCUCGAAGAGCUUGGCAGAAAAGGUCGUAAUUGGCAAGGUCGAUGGGCAGCUCUGGGAUCUGCACCGGCCGAUGGAAGGCUCCUGCAAGCUACAACUGUUGGCUUUUGAGGACAAGGAAGGUCAGCAAGUGUUUUGGCAUUCCUCUGCACACGUUUUGGGUGAAGCUGCUGAGAGGCAUUAUGGCUGCCAUCUGUGCAUCGGCCCCCCUACAGAAGAGGGGUUCUUCUACGAGAUGUCUAUGGACGAACGGGUCGUUCAAGCUAGUGAUUACGGCUCACUGGAAACACUGGCAAAGAUGGCAGUCAAGGAUCGCCAAAAAUUCGAGCGACUGGUCGUGCCGAAAGAGACCCUGCUGAAGAUGUUCCAUUAUAACAAGUACAAACUUGAGCUGAUCAAGUCGAAGAUUCCGGAUGGGACAUCCACCACCGUAUACCGUUGCGGUCCUAUGAUUGAUCUCUGUGUUGGACCACACAUCCCCCACACAGGAAAGAUCAAAGCAUUCAUGGUGACAAAGAAUUCGUCUUCGUACUUCCUCGGUGAUGCCAAGAACGACUCGCUGCAGCGCAUCUACGGCAUCUCCUUCCCGGACACGAAGCAGUUGACGGAAUACAAGCACUUCUUGGAGGAGGCUGCGAAGAGAGAUCAUCGGAAGAUCGGCAGGGAGCAGGAACUGUUCUUCUUCCAUGAAAUGAGCCCAGGAAGCGCGUUCUUCCUUCCGCAUGGCGCCAGGAUAUACAAUACCCUGCAGGACUUCACCCGGAGCCAAUAUCUCCAAAGAGGGUUCACUGAAGUCAUCUCUCCCAAUAUGUACAACCAUAAGCUAUGGGAAAAAUCCGGUCAUUGGCAGAAGUACAAGGACGACAUGUUCACCCUGGAGGUGGACAAGGAGCAGUUCGGCUUGAAGCCCAUGAACUGCCCGGGUCAUUGUCUCAUCUUCGACAGCCGCGAUCGCAGCUACAAGGAGCUUCCCCUGCGACUUGCUGAUUUCGGCGUGUUGCAUCGGAAUGAAGCGUCUGGUGCAUUGUCUGGCUUGACUCGAGUUCGCCGUUUCCAGCAGGACGAUGCGCACAUCUUCUGCAUGCCCAGUCAAAUCGGUCAGGAAAUUGCGGGCUGCUUCGAUUUCCUGCAGCAUAUGUAUGGAACAUUUGGAUUCACCUUCAAGCUGAAGCUGUCUACAAGACCCGACAACUACCUCGGGAAGAUUGAGACAUGGGAUAUGGCCGAGAAGCAACUUGAGCAGUCACUGAAUGAAUUUGUACCUGGCAAGUGGGAGCUCAACCCCGGUGAUGGAGCGUUCUACGGACCCAAGAUCGAUAUCACGAUUGAGGAUGCCUUGCGCCGUCAACAUCAAUGUGCUACCAUUCAGCUCGACUUCCAGCUUCCAGAACGGUUCGAGCUCAAGUACCGCGGGCCUGAGAACGACGAGACUCAGCUGCAUAACCGCCCUGUUAUGAUCCACCGUGCUAUCUACGGCAGUCUGGAGCGGUUCAUCGCUAUUUUGACCGAGCAUUUUGCUGGCAAGUGGCCAUUCUGGCUCUCGCCGCGUCAGUGCUUGGUUAUCCCCGUUGCGGUGCCUUUCUUCGACUACGCUAGCGAGGUUGCAAAGAAGCUUUGGGAUGCGGGUCUCUUUGCUGAAGCCGACGUUGGUCCGGAGACAUUGCAGAAGAAAGUUCGCAACGCGGAAGUUGGCCAAUGGAACUUCAUUCUUAUCGUUGGGCAGGAUGAGCUCGAUGCCAAGUCCGUCAAUGUUCGGAAUCGUGACGACACCACCUCAAAGAAUCGUGGUGAAGUCAUCCCCUUCGACACCUUUUUGGACAAGACCCUGUCCCUCAAGAAGGAACGGCGCCUAGAGAACAAGCUCUUGUGAGACAGCCUCUCGUGACGAGUAGUAUUACAUUGCAGUGUAGGAAAACAAGCUGGUCGUAUACGUAGGUCUAUUGAUGUAAUACACCGGCGAACUGGCUCCGCUAUUGGGAC
Messenger RNA from Dacryopinax primogenitus, 2427 nucleotides. RefSeq names its product threonyl-tRNA synthetase. Gene Ontology annotation, cellular component: cytoplasm. The transcript has 14 exons. NCBI's taxonomy places the organism in Eukaryota, Fungi, Basidiomycota, Dacrymycetes, Dacrymycetales, Dacrymycetaceae. Gene Ontology annotation, molecular function: ATP binding; threonine-tRNA ligase activity. Bases 110 to 2317 code for a protein of 735 amino acids. Gene Ontology annotation, biological process: threonyl-tRNA aminoacylation. The record is from RefSeq and is a predicted model, not a curated record.